AUGUCGCAGCCAACCAUCUCCCAAGGCCGUAAGGGUGAGCAGGCGGGUGAUCAGGCGAACGCAAAAAAAGGCGGUGGGCGUCGAAAGAGAGGUGGUAAGAAAGCACAAUGCGCCACCGAGGAACGGCGCAAGCUCCUAGAUGGCUUCACCGCGGACAUUCUAGGUGAGAAUGACGACGGUACGGAAACGUCCGCCGAUCCGAACGGCUAUGCGGUCGAUAAUGUGGCGCACGGUGAACAGGCGGUGUUUGGUGUGGCGAAUGAUGACGGUUCAUAUCGCGACGAGACGUAUGGCGAGAAGGUGGUUGGUGAAGCGGACAAAGGCGAAGCGGACGGAGGCGAAGCGGACGAAGGGGAAGCGGACGAAGGGGAAGCGAACGAAGGGGAAGCGGACGACGGCAAAGCGAACGAAGGCGAAUCGGACGAAGACGAAGCGGACGAAGGCGAAUCGGACGAAGGCGAAGCGGACGAAAGCGAAGCGGACAAAGGCGACACGGACGAAGGCGAAGCGGACGAAGGGGAAGCGGACGAAGGCGUAGCGGACGAAGGCGAAGCGGACGAAGGCGAAGCAGACGAAGGCAAGGAGGGGGAAGGCGAGGAGGGGGAAGGUGAAGGGGCAGAAGGCGGAGAGGCGGAAGGCGUAGGAGCUGUUGGCGAGGAGGCGGAAGGCGAAGGGGCGGAAGGUGGGGAGUGGGAUGGCGAAGAGGGGGAAGGCGAAGAGGGGGAAGGCGAAGAGGGGGAAGGCGAGGAGGGGGAAGGCGAAGAGGGGGAAGGCGAGGAGGUGGAAGGGGAAGAGGGGGAAGGCGAGGAGGGGGAGGGCGAAGAGGGGGAAGGCGAGGAGGGGGAAGGCGAAGAGGGGGAAGGCGAAGAGGGGGAAGGCGAAGAGGGGGAAGGCGAAGAGGGGGAAGGCGAAGAGGGGGAAAGCAUACGGGCUGUAGAUGGGGCCGGAGAGGAGGCGGAAGGCGAGCAGGCGGAAGGAGAGGAGGCGGAUGGGGUCCAGGCAGAUGGCGAGAAUGUGGGCGAAGGCUUGUCCGAUUACUCCAAUUUUAGUGCAGAGGAGAGAACUAAUGGGCGGCGGACACGCGUACAAGCACUCAGCCGCGGGUCGACGCUGGAUGAGGAUGAAGAAGCUGCACGAGUGGUGAAGAAAGGGCGGUUUAUGAUUCUGGGGGCCGCACCGGAUGAUACGCAACAGUGCGGUAAUGGGCGUGGCGGAGAAGCAAAGGAUAAACAAGGAGGGCAGACCAUGAAAGGGGCAUUGGCGGCGGCGAAGCCACCCACGAAGCACAGGAGAGGGAGGGUGGGAGCAGCAGCAGCAUCAACUGGGGUGAGGGUGGGAGCAGCAGCAGCGUCAACGAGAGGGAGGGUGGGAGGAGCAGCAGCAUCAACUGGGGUGAGGGUGGGAGGAGCAGCAGCGGCAUCGACUGGAGGGAGGGUGGGAGCAGCAGCGGCAUCGACUGGAGGGAGGGUGGGAGGAGCAGCGGCAUCGACUGGAGGGAGGGUGGGAGGAGCAGCGGCAUCGACUGGAGGGAGGGUGGGAGCAGCAGCGGCAUCGACUGGAGGGAGGGUGGGAGGAGCAGCGGCAUCGACUAGAGUGAGGGUGGGAGGAGCAGCGGCAUCGAGUGGAGGGAGGGUGGGAGCAGCAGCGGCAUCGACUGGAGGGAGGGUGGGAGGAGCAGCGGCAUCGACUGGAGGGAGGGUGGGAGGAGCAGCGGCAUCGACCGGAGGGAGGGUGGGAGGAGCAGCGGCAUCGACCGGAGGGAGGGUGGGAGGAGCAGCGGCAUCGACCGGAGGGAGGGUGGGAGGAGCAGCGGCAUCGACUGGAGGGAGGGUGGGAGGAGCAGCGGCAUCGACUGGAGGGAGGGUGGGAGGAGCAGCGGCAUCGACUGGAGGGAGGGUGGGAGGAGCAGCGGCAUCGACUGGAGGGAGGGUGGGAGCAGCAGCAGCAUCUACUGGAGUUUUCAGGCCCAGGGGUACCACUACUGUAAGGACGCUGCCUCCAGGGCCCACGGCUUUGGCUGCCGUAUCAAUUAGGGUGGCGCAGACGCAGUGGGUAUCACGAGCGGAGUUUACGGCGCUUAGGAAGGAGAUGCUCCAACAGUUUGAGAGCCUCAGGGCUCAAGGAGUCGCGGUUCCUGCUCAAGGACUUGCGUCGCAGGGCAGCGACGCAACAACAGGCGUUCCUCGCCCUCCAAGUCGGAGUGCCGGACAAAUCGCUCUGGAAAUGGUGAUCGUCGAUGCUGGAGACUGGAAGUGCUCUCCCUUCCUGCCUUGUCUCGCUGCUCCUCUGCACUCACCAUGCCAUGCCUGUAGUGCUCCUAACCCUUGCUCUCUCCCCCCCUCCUCUGUCACAUGCUCUCUCCCCCCCUCCUCUGUCACAUGCUCUCUCCCCCCCUCCUCUGUCACAUGCUCUCUCCCCCCCUCCUCUGUCACAUGCUCUCUUCCCCCCUCCUCCGUCACAUGCUCUCUCCCCCCCUUCUCUGUCACAUGCUCUCUCCCCCCCUCCUCUGUCACAUGCUCUCUCCCCUCCUCUGUGACAUGCUCUCUCCCUUCCUUCUGUCACAUGCUCUGUCCCCUCCUCUGUCACAUGCUCUGUCCCCUCCUCUGUCACAUGCUCUGUCCCCUCCUCUGUCACAUGCUCUGUCCUCUCCUCUGUCACAUUCGGUCCCCUCCUCUGUCACAUUCUGUCCCCUCCUCUGUCACAUUCUGUCCCCUCCUCUGUCACAUUCUGUCCCCUCCUCUGUCACAUGCUCUGUCCCCUCCUCUGUCACAUGCUCUGUCCCCUCCUGCUCUGACCACUCCCGUGCUCUCCCCUCCUACUCUGUCCCAUCCCGUGCUUUUACCUCCUGAUCUGUCCUUCCCUUGCUCUCCCCUCCUGCUCUGUCCCCUCCCUUGCUCUCCCCUCAUGCUCUGUCUCCUCCCAUGCUCUCCCCUCCUGCGCUGUCCCUUCCCGUGCUCUCACCUCCUCUAUCACAUGCUCUGUCCCCUUCUCUGUCCCCUCGUCUAUCACAUGCUCUGGCAGAUGAGUGGGGGCUGA
Messenger RNA from Closterium sp. NIES-65, 3036 nucleotides. Lineage: Eukaryota; Viridiplantae; Streptophyta; Zygnematophyceae; Desmidiales; Closteriaceae. The record is from the annotation of a GenBank genome assembly.